Molecule: messenger RNA, 327 nt
Organism: Ustilaginoidea virens
Lineage: Eukaryota; Fungi; Ascomycota; Sordariomycetes; Hypocreales; Clavicipitaceae
Exons: 4
Coding region: 1-327 (108 amino acids)
Biological process (GO): mitochondrial respiratory chain complex IV assembly
Cellular component (GO): mitochondrial intermembrane space
Source: RefSeq, a predicted model, not a curated record
AUGAGCACAUUCGGCAGCCCCGGGAAGCUACCGUCAACGAGGCCCACACCCCCGCAACGAGGGAGCUUCCCGUUGGACCACGAUGGCGAGUGCAGGCACGUCAUGACCAAGUAUCUUGCUUGCCUGAAGGGGGUUCGCGGGCGCAACGAUGAUGAAUGCAGGAACAUCGCCAAGGCCUACUUGACCUGCAGAAUGGAUCGAAACCUGAUGGCGAGGGAUGAGCUGAAAAACCUUGGGUUCGCUGAGGCUGCUAAUCCCGAACCGGCGGGGCAGGCAAAGCCUCAACUGGAAGGAGAGAAGGGUGUCAAGGGAGAGCUUCGAUGGUAG